ACACCGUGUUUAUGUAACGCUGCUGGUCUCGUGUUGAUCCUGAAGGCGGGAAAAUGGCGUCUCGUGCUAAAUCAGGUCGUGGGGCGAAGCGUAAGGUGGCCGCGGAUGCUGAGGGAGAACCAGUGGCAAAGCAGGAGAAAGGAAAUAAGAACAAGCAGGAGGAUAAUGGUCAAGGUCAAAGAGUCAUCAUCGAACACUGUAAAAGCUGACGAGUGUACGGGCGUAACGCUAACGGGGUGCGUGAGGCUCUUCUGGCUGCACGUCCUGAGCUCCAAGUGCUUCUCAACCCCAAUCAACCUCGGAGAAACAGCUUCGAAAUCACGCUGGUGGAGGACGACAAAGAGGUGGUGUUGUGGAGCGGCAUCAGGAAAGGUCCUCCACGUAAACUCAAAUUCCCGGACCCUGCUGAGGUCGUGAGUGCACUGGAGGACGCCCUCAAGACCAAGUAGAGAUUGUAAGGUGACGGGUUUCUGGAUGCAUAAUGACGAGAGCGGAUCAAAAGGAUUCUCCGUCUGUUCUCUGAUGAUGUGUGAGCAUCCUGACCCGGAUCAUUACAGUCUCUGUAUCACUGAAUCGUCCCUAUUCUUAAAAUGCUUCGGUUAGAUUACGUGUAGAUUUCUGGAUCAGCUCUACGUGUAGCUGCCUCGACCUUCUUUGUGCUGUUUGUGAAUCAUAACGUUUCUGUAUUAAUAAAUACUCUCCGUUUAA
Trichomycterus rosablanca is the source of this 708-nucleotide messenger RNA. RefSeq names its product selenoprotein H (gene selenoh). The record is from RefSeq and is a predicted model, not a curated record. Gene Ontology annotation, cellular component: Golgi apparatus. The transcript is spliced from 5 exons. Lineage: Eukaryota; Metazoa; Chordata; Actinopteri; Siluriformes; Trichomycteridae.